AAGAACAUAGACAAAGUGGCAAAAUCAGAAUAAACAAAGAAGAUACUGAAGAGUAAUGACAGCAGUUAGUUACAAUCAAAGACUUGAAAUAUUAGCAACUGAGGUAACUCGUAGGGGUGUGUAAUGAAUCAACCUAGGGAGAAGGGUAUUUUUGGUAUAGUAAUAAUUAGUUAGUUUUAUAGUAGCUUGAAGAAUAAGCUAGGGAGUUAAGGAGAAAAUAUUUCUAUAAAUAGAGGAGAUUAGGGAGAGAAAAGAUCAUGAAGAAAAAUAUUGGAGAGUUUAUUUUAGUUGUUAGCUUUGCGAGUGUGUCAAGUCACUCGAAAACUUGAUAAACUAUCUUUGUCUACUGUUAUUUUCCAUUGUUAUCAAUCAAAGAUCAUCAUCUUCUUCCUUUAUAUUUCUGCUCAAAUUAUCAGUUCAUUACAAAUGGUAUCGGAGCAGUUCGAUCCAGGGAAGUUAAGUUGCUGAUUUUUCGAUUUCACACUCUAAAAAAAAAACUACAAUGGAGUUCGCCGGAGAAAGUGCAGCAGAACAGAUGCAAGGGUGGAUCCACGAGGAGUUUGCCUACAUCAAGAGCAAAAGAGAACAAGGAAAGUCCGAUCAUGAAGAAGAGCGAAGAAUCCGAAGAGAGCUUCAACUUCAUGAGUUUGAUGGAAAAGAUGUGGAUGACUGGAUUUUGCUAAUGGAGGACUCCUUCAAUUUUUUUCAGUUAGAUGAAGAGACAAGGUUAAAGGCUGCCAUGAUAGCACUUUACGGCGAAGCGCAGUGGUGGUUCGAAAGGGAACACCGGUGGUGGCCGUUCAAUGAGUGGCAGCAACUGAAAAAACAAGUAAAGCUACGGUUUGGUUCUUCACGGCCAACUCCGGCGAAGUUCACUAUACCUAUUGUCGAACUGAUUCCGGCGGUGGAAGAGACACACGAAGGGGGACCCGGUCUAAUGAAAAACAGUAAGGCUGAUGGUGUGGGCCUAGCCGUCAUCGGAAAGUGUGGAGGUGAGAAUAAAGAAAAAUUGACCACCAUUAAUAUGGAGAAACUUCCAGAAAGCAGAGGUGAAUCACAGAGAAAUGGUGCAUCUGGUGUUAGUGGUAACAUUUUUGGGGGUCGAAACACCAAAGAGGGUCUAAGAGUUACUGCUGGAAAUUUUAGGGGAUGCGGACCAAUUCCAAUAGAGCGUGGAGGCGCCGGAGGUUGCGGAUCCGGUGGGGGUCCCGGUGGUUUCACGGAUGUAAAAGAAAGUAGAUCUGAAAGUUCUAUUGUUGGAAGUAUGGGUGGUGGGUCAGGUGGACUCAUGGGUGACCAAACUCGGGGAAUAUUUGAGAGAGGUGGUGCUGAAAAUUGCAGUUAUGGUGCUCGGGGUGGCCAAGGAGGCUCCAAUGUUGGCAGAAAGAUUGACAGAGGAAUUGAGAACCUCCGGGGAACCAACCUUCAACUCAGUUCGGAGAGAGGACAACAAGUGAUGCAAAUGGAUGCAGUGGGAUGCGGGUCCGGUGGUGGGCCAGGUAAGAUCGCCAGUGAAUUUUUCAAGCUGGCCGCCAUACGAAGAGGUAGAUCCGGUGGUGGUUGCUGUCAAAGGGAGGCUGCUGGAAUUUUGUUGUUGAAGGGUGGCGCGUGCGAAGAGAUGUUGAAGUCGUUGUUGGCUGGGAGAAGCCACAUUGAGUUCCUUACUGCCCUGGAGAGGAAGGCAAUUCUAGAAGCUGCUGUUAGGGGCAAUUUAGUAAAUAGCCUGUUCAUUUCAAUGACCUGGCACAUAAUUUUUCACGUGAUUUAAGGAUGCUUAGAUCUUUAUAUUUUAGACCCACCUCUUCUGCAGUAUAUGAAGUACGAAAUUUUAAUGAGCCCAUUAAACCUAAGCCCAACUCCCCAUUCCCAAUUCAAAAGACUUGCGGCCAACUUUUAAGCUAUGAGGUGGGGGCCAAGUUUGACCAUUCCCUUUCCAACCCACCAAUUGUAAAACCCAUCAAUGGGCCUCACUCACCUUCUAUUUUCUUCACCAAACUUUUACAGCAAAUCCCGCUUAAUUUCUUGUACCCAAAAAGCUACGGCCCACUUGAGUAUAAAGAGAAAGUACUCAAAUUUGACCAACCUAAUUUACCCAAACACCCCACCCAAUCCUUCUAACACAUAUUUUUUAACAUUUAAACCCAUAGUCCCACCACUGUCAAAGCCUACCCUUUUUACCCAGAUUUUCAAACCCAUUUAUUCCACAUUAUUUUCCCUUUACCUCAACCCUCUUAAGGGAUAUAAACCUGGCCCCAAAGUUGCUUAUUCAGUCAUUAACGCAAAGAAUGUUAACCAAAUUCUACUUCCACUUUCCCCUGCCAGCAACUCACUACUUCACCCAACCCGUUUACUAAUCUCAUCAAAACCUUCCCACCAAACUUCCUUUCAAGUCCCCGUAAUCCAAACACUUCCCUUCACAAUUCAACCUCUAUCCACUUUACUCAUACUUAUAUUUUUUCCGUAUCUCAGCUGCUGAGUUCUUCGGCCAUGGGCAAGUCACUUACAUUGCUGAAAUCUACACUACACACAGAGGAGCUCGAACGACAAAGCGAACAAUGUUCUGAAGAUGGAAGUCACCAUUGCUGCAAUUGUCGAGCAUUCAGUGCAAAUUUCUAUCCACCUCGAGGACAAGGUGAAUGUUUGGGCGGCCGGUAAUGUAAUGAAUCAACCUAGGGAGAAGGGUAUUUUUGGUAUAGUAAUAAUUAGUUAGUUUUAUAGUAGCUUGAAGAAUAAGCUAGGGAGUUAAGGAGAAAAUAUUUCUAUAAAUAGAGGAGAUUAGGGAGAGAAAAGAUCAUGAAGAAAAAUAUUGGAGAGUUUAUUUUAGUUGCUAGCUUUGGGAGUGUGUCAAGUCACUCGAAAACUUGAUAAACUAUCUUUGUCUACUGUUAUUUUCCAUUGUUACCAAUCAAAGAUCAUCAUCUUCUUCCUUUA
This is a messenger RNA of Beta vulgaris subsp. vulgaris (sugar beet), 2931 nucleotides long. RefSeq lists its product as uncharacterized. Lineage: Eukaryota; Viridiplantae; Streptophyta; Magnoliopsida; Caryophyllales; Amaranthaceae. The transcript has a single exon. Bases 503 to 1768 code for a protein of 421 amino acids. The record is from RefSeq and is a predicted model, not a curated record.